GUUUGCAUGCAAGUCUCGGCGUCGAGGCCGGCUGCAGCGGGGCUGAGCUGCUGCAGCCGCGGGGUUUGCAGAGCUCCGGGGGGUGGGGUGCGGGAAACGCUCUCCCCACACGUAGCCCCGCUAAAGCCACAAGCAGCAGGGCACAGGCUGCAGCCUCUCGACCCCUGCCUUCUCCGUAGCCCCUAAAAACCAAUGCACCUUGGUGGGGGCCGGGGCUGGGAGGAGCCGCCUUCGCAGUGCAGAGCUGGAAGGAACCCCGGCCGGGCUCGGGGCGUCGGAGGUUUGCUACGGACUGGGGAUCGGAGUCGGGAAGGAUGCAGAGAGACCAGGCAGGCCCCUGGCUGCUGGGACUUCCUCACCGGCGGUUUCUUCCUUCCAGCGCUGGGUUAGAAGAGAAGCGGCCGGGGGCGAGCGCUAGCGGCCCCGGAGCGCGCUCUCAGGUGCGGACGUGGGGAGCUCGGCCCCGAGUGGCUGGCAGGCACUGAGCGAAGGGAAAGCGGGCUCAAACCUCGGCGCGGUCCGGCCUGGCCCAGGAAGCGGAAAGUUCAUGUUUGUCGCUUCAACUUUUCGGGCCGGCGCCACAGCCCGGAACGAGGAUAGAGCGCCCCUAAGUCAGGCUGUUCGCCCUGUGGGCGCUCUUCUGGAUCCUUUCUUUGGGGGUCGACAGCAGCGUUUCCAGGACGUGGAGGAAACUACCUUUGCAGGGCCCGGCUCCGGAACCUAAACUUGCCCCAAAGAGCCCCAUCUUCUCUUAGUCUCCCUGCCCCCAUCCCAGCCUAGCAGUGUUUAGAGAGGGGACUGAACUUCCCUCUCUCAGCAAUUCAAGUUCCCCCACCCCUACGCUUGUGUACCCUUCUUGUGGGCGCCCCUCCCUUGCCUCAGCCAUAGUGUAUGAGCAGCUUGGUGCCUUAUUCCAGGUGAGGAUUAGAAGGCUGCUGGAGGCUUUGUGCCUUUGACUGCUCCAAAUGUGCCAAGCCCCGACUAUCUGAGAUCGGCUGAGAUGACUGAGGUGAUGAUGAACACUCCCCCCAUGGAGGAGAUCGGCCUCAGCCCCCGCAAGGAUGGCCUUUCCUACCAGAUCUUUCCAGACCCAUCAGACUUUGACCGCUGCUGCAAACUGAAGGACCGCCUGCCUUCCAUAGUGGUGGAGCCCACGGAAGGGGAGGUGGAGAGCGGGGAGCUCCGGUGGCCCCCGGAGGAGUUCUUGGUCCAGGAGGAUGAGCAAGACAACUGCGAAGAGACAGCGAAAGAGAAUAAAGAGCAGUAGAGUCCCUGUGGGCUCCCAUGGGUCAUACCAGCCAGCAUCUGUUCCUGAACUGUUUUUCCCAUCACGGUGGAAGAAGAGAGUGAGCCACAGUCGUUCUGAACAUGUCAAACGAGGCUUCCGUUUUGCACCUGCAAAUCACCGAGUUGGUUUUCUUUUCUUGUCUUAUCUUUUAUUUUGAAAUCUGCCGAGCAGUGGAGCCCUCUGACAAUUUGCAAGGCCUUCUAGAAAGGAAGCAGCUUAGAGCCAGGGGGUUGGGCUUGGGGGGGAGCGAGUGCUGUUUUUGAGAUCAUUAUCUGAACUCAGGCAGCCCAGUUAGAGGCAGUGGUGGGAUUCCAGUGGGUCUCGGGGGGUGGGAGGUGGGGCAUGUGCAAAGCAAGCAAGGAACAUUUGGGGUAAGAAAACAAACGUG
Messenger RNA from Saimiri boliviensis boliviensis (Bolivian squirrel monkey), 1676 nucleotides. The record is from RefSeq and is a predicted model, not a curated record. Lineage: Eukaryota; Metazoa; Chordata; Mammalia; Primates; Cebidae.